GCUCUGGAGGAAUAUCCCAGCCUGCUCCCAAGUGCAGCCGGGCACCCGGGGCAGGACGGAGGCAGCGCUCGGUGCAGUCCGAGCCCGCGGGGCUGCGAGAGCGGAGCGGCCGCGAAGUUCGUGUGUGUGCCCGGGGCCGCUGCUCCCGCCCGCCCCGCGAAUCCAGGACUGCCCGCGAUGGGGUCCCCGCACUGGAAAAGGCUCUGCCUUCUGCUCCUGGCGGGUUUAACAUCCUCCCUGCUCCUCUACAGUCACUACCACGCUACGGUGGAGGCGCCCACCAGCCAGAGGAUCAUAGCCAACUUGCUGCAGCCAGAGCUGAUCCUGGCUCCCUCAGAGACUCCACACAGGGCUGGCAGCCACAGGUGGGCUCUUGGAGGCAGCUCAGAGAGUGGGAAUUCCUUCAAGCCCUCUGCCGAGCUGGAGGAGCCAGAGCCCAGCAGAAAGCAGCCCAGCCCCUGCCUCCACUCGGUGAUGGCCAGAGCAAAGGCAGACCCCAAGUUUCGGGAGAUCUUCCGCUUCAACACCCCGGUGCUGAUGUGGGACCAGCACUUCACCCUGGAGACCUGGAACAGGCUGAAGACACGACACGUCCCCUACGGCUGGCAAGGCUUGUCCCUCGCAGUGGUGGGCAGCACCCUCCGGCUGCUCAACGCCUCGGCCAACCGGCAGCUCUUCGACAGGGCCGCCCUCCCCGCGGGCUGCGUCCGCUGUGCCGUGGUGGGCAAUGGUGGCAUCCUCAAUGGCUCACGGCAGGGCAAGGCCAUCGACAGCCACCACCUGGUCUUCAGGCUCAACGGGGCUGUGAUCAAAGGCUUUGAGGAGGAUGUCGGCACCAAGGUCUCCUUCUACGGCUUCACGGUGAACACCAUGAAGAACUCCCUCAUCUCCUAUGAGGAGUACGGCUUCACCCACAUCCCCCAGGGCAAGGACCUGAAGUACAUCUUCAUCCCCUCGGAUGUCCGGGACUAUGUCAUGCUGAAAUCGGCCAUCCAGGGCACCCCCGUGCCGGAGGGCUCAGACAAGGGGGACGAGCCACAGAAGUAUUUUGGACCGGAGGCAUCUGCAGAGAAGUUCAAGCUGCUGCAUCCUGAUUUCUUGCAGUACCUGACAGCGAGGUUCCUGCGGUCGGAGCUCCUCAACACCCAGUACAGCUCCCUCUACAUGCCCAGCACCGGCGCCCUCAUGCUCCUCACUGCGCUCCACACCUGCGACCAGGUCAGUGCCUACGGGUUCAUCACGGCCAACUACGAGCAGUUCUCAGACCACUACUACGAGGUGGAGAAGAAACCUCUGGUGUUUUAUGCCAACCACGACAUGAUGCUGGAGGCAGCGCUGUGGAGGAGCCUGCACCGCGCUGGCAUCAUCACCCUCUACCAGCGCUGAGGCCGGGAGCAGCCCACAGGGGCAAGCCCAAGGACUCUUGUGGCUCUUCCCCUUUUUCCUGAGGGUCACCUUCUCCCUCCUGAGGGCUCUUCCCAGCUGGCCAGCCAGCCUACGGAGCAGGCUUGCUGCACCACAGCCAGCAGUGAUGUGAGGACAGCGGGGAUGCUGAAGCUGGUGGAGGAAUUGCAUUUCCUCAGGGAUCAGAGUGAUUGAACGUGGCCUCGGGGCAGCCAGAAGCACCACAGCACGUGGCUGUGCCCUGCCAGCCCCAUGAACGUGGCUAUGGGACAGCAGUGGCCCCUGUGGAGCACAGGAGGGGCAGGGUGAUGCUGGAAGAGGAUCCUGGAGAUGCUGGAAAUUGCCCUUCACCUUAAAUGCUCAUCACUGUGGUGGGACCACAGCAGGCAGGAUAAAUCCUUACAUUGGGAAGCAGGUGACAGGAGGUGACGUGGCUGGAGAACACCUCCCUCCAGAAAGACACUAGAAAAUCCCAGCUCUAGCCAGCUGUGUGUGGGUGUGUGCCACGCUCCAGAAGGAUCUGUUUGCCUCCCUGGUCAGUGGCACAGACAGCAGGACAAACACAGUGUGCCCUGUCACUGUCCCCUUCUUGAGUCUGGUGUUUUCUGACAAGGAGGGGCCUCAAAAGCCAUCAGUGACAAGGAAGGUCAUUGCAGUUCAGCCAGGACACCAGAACAGGUCCAGGCUCUGAGCAGCCCAGAGGUGACACUGGCCUCAGCUGUGUGUGUGGCACUGAAGGGCUGUCAGCCUUUUCUUGCACAGGGACGCUGCAGUGCCCUCUGAGAGGUGGCCCCACAUCAGGCGGGUCAAAGUGAUGGUCACUCUUUUAAUUUCCUUCCCCACACCCCGAGGGAGGGGAGGCUCCUGAACCCUUCAGCUGCCCCUCAUACACCAGCACUGCUCAGGGAGACCCACCUGGGGAGGCCUCUCCAGUUCGUGGGGGCUGGAGCCAGAGCAGCGUAAUCCAAGACACUUUCCCACUUUGUGUAAUUACAUAAAUGAUGAAUGAUUGUUUUCCUUAA
Prinia subflava (tawny-flanked prinia) is the source of this 2426-nucleotide messenger RNA. It is a transcript of the gene ST6GALNAC2, whose product is annotated as ST6 N-acetylgalactosaminide alpha-2,6-sialyltransferase 2. The transcript is spliced from 10 exons. Gene Ontology annotation, biological process: protein O-linked glycosylation. The coding region runs from base 178 to 1386 and encodes 402 amino acids. Gene Ontology annotation, molecular function: alpha-N-acetylgalactosaminide alpha-2,6-sialyltransferase activity. The record is from RefSeq and is a predicted model, not a curated record. NCBI's taxonomy places the organism in Eukaryota, Metazoa, Chordata, Aves, Passeriformes, Cisticolidae.